This is a messenger RNA of Aethina tumida (small hive beetle), 828 nucleotides long. RefSeq lists its product as uncharacterized. Lineage: Eukaryota; Metazoa; Arthropoda; Insecta; Coleoptera; Nitidulidae. The record is from RefSeq and is a predicted model, not a curated record. Bases 203 to 787 code for a protein of 194 amino acids. The transcript has 3 exons.
AAAGAGGGUUGCAUGAAGCUGGUCUUGGAAUCAAUAGAUGGAGUCGAAUUUCUUUAGAGGCACUCACUGACUAAUUAUUAAUCCAUUUUAUUUUGUAGAUGACAAUAUAUUUGAUGCAGUUUGCUUUUGAAAUGACUUCAAUACCUGUCACAAAAAUUUUAAAUUUACUCUACCCAAACUAACGAACAUAUAUCCCCCCGAAAUGAUAAAAUACGGCAGACCCCUCACAAACUACAAUGCUUCAAAGUCGACCGAAAGCUUCAGCAAAGUCUCAGACAGCAACAUCACCCUGGGCGAGAGCGUGAGAAUCAGCCAAGAAUACCCGAAGCAAAGUGUACUGCGCACCAACUUCCUCGAACCGCUGCGCCAAAGCAAAAUCAUGUCGGCCUCCGGCGCCCUGACCGUCAUCAACUUGCUGCGCGAGCCUCUGGUCGAAUACCAAAGCAGCCGUGGCUUCCCGAAGGAUGAACACAUAACGUUCAUGAACCUCCUGACGUCACUGCUGACUCAAUCGUAUACCGCAGCCUUGACCAUUUUGGUGAUGUUGUGGAACUUGCUGCCGUUGGUGGAAGGUUUUCUUUACUUCGCACGAUUUAUACUCGACAAAUUGGUUGACAUUAUUGAAACCGGUGAUCCCAAAGAGAAGGCGAUGAAAACUAUUGUUUUCUGCGGCGAAAUGUUUGUGAUUUUGAUCAUUAUAUUUUUAAUUGUGGGCCUCAUUUUUAUGCCCGUGUACGUCCUCACUGCCAGACUGUUCGGUAAACUCUGGGGAAUGAUUAUUUGGUAACUGUGUAAUAUUUUAAAAUAAACAGUAUACGUGUAAUAAAA